CACGGACACGGCGGGCUCGGGACGCGCCACGGGCAGCGGCUCCGCGCGGGCUCCGACACACAGGCACACAGACAGACACACACACACACAGACAGAGAGACAGACAGCGGCACCGCCACAGCACAGACACAGACACAGAGCGCAGCGGCACCGCGGCACCGCACGCAGCUCAGCGGCACCGCGCCGGGCUCGGGCGCAGCGCAGCGCGGCACCGGCAGCGGGAGGAGGACGAGCGGCGCACGGUGCUGGAGCCCGGCCGGCGGCACUGCCCGGAGAUGUCGGGGGUGCUGGUGAUCGCUGCCUGGUGCUUCCUGCAAGUGGAGAGCCGGCAUCCUGAGAUCAUCACGAGUAACAGCAAUCAUGGCAAUUUCCUGGACAACGACAAAUGGCUGAGCACCGUCUCGCAGUACGAUAAAGACAAGUACUGGAACAAAUUCCGGGAUGAUGAUUAUUUCAGAAACUGGAAUCCAAACAAGCCGUUUGAUCAAGCCCUUGAUCCAUCCAAAGAUCCCUGCCUGAAGGUGAAGUGCAGCCCACACAAAGUGUGUGUCACCCACGACUACGAGACCGUGAUUUGCGUGAGCCGCAAGCAGCUGGUGCACAGCCUUCGACAAAAGAAAGGCAACUUGGCCCAGAAGCACUGGGCUGGAGCAGCCAACGUGGCCAAGUGCAAACCCUGCCCUGUGGCACAUGCCAGCGCUGUCUGCGGCUCCGACGGGCACACCUACAGCAGCCAGUGCAAGAUGGAGUUCCAUGCCUGUACUUCUGGCAAAGCCAUCACAGCUCGAUGUGAAGGGCCCUGCCCCUGCCUGCCAGGACCUGAAAGUUUAAAACACAAGACAGAGAAAACUGCUUGCACAGACAAGGAGCUGAGGAGUCUGGCCUCAAGGCUGAAGGACUGGUUUGGAGCCCUGCACGAGGAUGCCAAUCGUGUCAUCAAACCCACGAGCUCGGAGACAGCACAAGGCAGAUUUGACACCAGCAUCCUACCAAUCUGUAAGGAUUCCUUAGGCUGGAUGUUCAACAAGCUUGACAUGAACUAUGACCUGCUGCUGGAUCCCUCGGAGAUCAGUGCCAUUUACCUGGACAAGUACGAGCCGUGUGUCAAACCGCUCUUCAACUCCUGCGACUCCUUCAAGGACGGGAAGCUUUCCAACAACGAGUGGUGCUACUGCUUCCAGAAGCCAGGAGGUCUUCCUUGCCAGAAUGAAAUGAAUAGAAUUCAAAAGCUAAGUAGAGGGAAGAGUCUGUUGGGUGCUUUCAUCCCCCGCUGCAAUGAGGAAGGUUAUUACAAAGCCACCCAGUGCCAUGGCAGCACGGGGCAGUGCUGGUGUGUUGAUAAGUAUGGCAAUGAGAUAGCUGGCUCCAGAAAGCAAGGCACAGUCAGCUGUGAAGAAGAGCAAGAAACCUCAGGGGAUUUUGGCAGUGGUGGAUCUGUUGUGUUGUUGGAUGAUUUGGAAGAGGAACCUGAAGCAACAAAAAAAGACAAAGAAGGGAAACUGAAGAUUCAUGUAAGAGCAGCUAAUGAAGAUGAUGAAGAUGAAGAUGAUGAUAAGGAUGAUGAAAUUGGUUAUAUAUGGUAGUGCCCAUCAUGAUGAGGACUCACGUUUUGCACAAUAUUGCAACUCACAUCAUAUCUCUGCAAUUGUAUCUGAGAGUACCUGGCACAAAAAUUCCCUCUCUACUGAGUUUAAUUUUGUAUAGCCAAUUUAAUUUGGAUGACAACUUUUUUUUCCAGCAAAGGACUGUUUGGAAUACAGCUUUUGUUCAGUUGGUUUAGGGGAUUUUUGUUCUAUCCACAGGGGCAAUGAGUUUUGUUUCAAAACCAUUUCGUGUCUUAAUCCUCAUUUGCACCACUUAUGAAAUCCAUCUUGUGAAGAAAUCCUGGAAGGGGCUCAAAAAAAAAAAAACAAUACAAAGGCUAAGAAGCCCCUCUCAUGUCAGAGAAUUUGUGUCAUAAAUUGUUACCUGGAUCAUAUGAGAAAAAGAUUUUUCUUUCAUGAAGAAGGAAAAGUAGGUGCCUCGUUUUCCAGUAUAUAUUUAUAAUGUCCCAGUGAGGAGUAAGUAUCUUUGGACAGUGGCUGCCCAGUACCAGGGGUUUAAUCCAGAGGAAAACCCAGGACUGGCAGGACUUUCCCUUCCUUCCAUUCUCUGAGCAUGAGUCAACAGGUUUAGUCCAGCUCACACUGAAGGCAAAACUCCCACCAGGGCACAAUCAGCUCACUGACACUCUUUAUUUGAUAAAGGAACACAACUUCUUGAUCUUAAGAGAUGCUGCAGCUGUCCUAGACCAAGGGUGUUUAAGGGGAGAGCAUUUGGUGCAUUUGUUGCACCAUAAGCACCCCCAGAGCUGUUCCUCAGCUGCUCAUUUGCACCAGGAGGGUCCCUGAUAACACACAGGCAGCUCUGCUCCCAGCUCACACACCUCAGAGCUCUCUGUUCUCCACUGAGCAGCCCUCCUUCCAAAGCCAGAAUGCUGCCCAAGACACCAGCCCUCAAAAGGAACUGUCCCUUAUUUCAUACAGAUACAGAUACCUGUUCCAAAAAGCAGCUUUAGGUGGUGAUAUUGCAAAAGCAAAACCCCUUGGCUCAGUGUGGCUCCACACUUGUAAUGCACACUCCUGAAAGAGAAUAGAAUUAAAAUCCAGUCUGUGAUUCCCUCAAUACCUCCCAUAUAUUCAAAGCUCUUGUAUCAGAGCAUAUUGACAUUACAUUAUUUGCAGUGUCCUUUCCCAUGGCAGUUCUCAGAUGCAGUAAUGUGCUGUGGUGAUCUUUUAUUGUUUUUGCUGUUUUGUGAAGCAGUAAGAGGAACCUUAACCCCACUCUUGCAUUAGGAUGCAGGUGUAAAUAUUUUAGCAGAGCCUGUGGUUGGCCAGUGAGUUAUUUUGCAGAAUGAAAAACGUGUUUUUUAUAACAAAAACUAAUUAGAUUUUUUUUCUGAGUUAAUGGUGGAUAUAGAGGUGGAGACAGCAUUGAGUCACAACAUGGUUAUCUACAUAGUUAGUUGAAAGCUGGAAAAUACCACACAGGUUGGCAGAAGUCAGUUUUUAGGUACAUUGGCCUGGGGAUGUUGGCUCUCAGCCCUCUCCAAAGCCAGUGCCUGCCUGGCAGCCCUCUGGGUAGGACCUCUGCUUUCAGAUGUGAUCAGAAGUGGAAUUACUUUCAGGUACCAUGUGCUGCAGGGGCUCUCCUGUUUUCUCCUCUUUUGUUUCCUAUUUAUCCAGAUCAAUGACCUGAGAACAAAGAGCAAGCCUACAUAAUCAUUAUUAAUGCAGAAGGAUGUGUAAAACCAUGAGGAAUUUGUUGUUUCACGCCCCUGCAUCCUCCCAAAAAUCUGCCAUCACAGUCAUUUGCAAAAGGCCUGCAAUCUGCCCUGCCUCAAAUAAAUCUCUUUGGUUUUCCCAUAGCUUUAGAAAAAUAUAUUUAAUAAUCAUUUUCCAUGAGCUGCACCACACACACAGACACACACACACACACACAUAUGCACACUUUUUCUAUUUACCUUUCACAGAAAUCCUGCCAACUUGCAAGAGGAGCAGAAAACCCAGCAUUUCUGUCUCCCUAAAUAUGAUUUUGUGAGAAGCAAUUGAACACUGUCAGUAGGUUCCUUCUCAAACAUCCUGUCUAGUUUUCCUCUGGUAUUUUCUUAAUUAACCCCACACUCUCUGGGCCUGGCUCUGCUGUCCUGUGCAAGACCUGCCUGAGGCACAGAGCUGCCAUUUCAUUCUGCCAUAAGUCUGAGCUCCACAAUCAGCAGAUUAUGCUGAUCCUCCUGGCUGGACUUGUUCUCCACACAGAGCCAGGGGGGUUUUUGGCAGUCCUGUGUCCCUACAACACAGCUUAUCCUGGGCUGUGCCUUCCACCAAAGGUCACAGAGCAAAUCCCUUCUCCUCCCCAGGGCAAAGCCUGGCACUCUGAGCCCUUGUAGGCAGCACCAGGUCUGAGGCUGCAGGGGGCUGUGUCCCGUGUAAACAUGCAAUAUGGUUAAAUUAAAGCUGUUAAAUAAGCCUUUAAAAGGGAAUGUGAACAUCUUCACAUGUGCAGACAUGGCAGCACCACCCACUGGUGGUCUCCUGGCUGUGAUCUUUUACAUGAGAUACUUCCAAAUCAGAGUUGGAAUUAUAAGUCAGAGCUUUAUAUCUAACUGUGAACCAAUUACUGUCUGUCAGACUCAACAGCUCAAACAUUAGGUGGUGAAACAGCCCCAGUGAAACAGCUCCAUGCCCAGCACAGCCUGGCGAAGGGUCAGGUGCUUUGGCUGGCUUGGGUGGCCCCUGGUAGCUCAUCCCCAGAGCCCAGAAACACACACAGACACACACAAACUGUUCUAGGCAUGCUGGCCUGGAUCCAGGCACACCCCCCCCACUCUCCAGUCACCUCUUUGACUCGUGCAAGUGUUCUUGUGGCUCCAGCCAGAGUGGGAAAUGUGCCAUUUAUGGGCUGGGGCAGCUAGGCAGGGCAGCCCUGGCCAGUGCCAGGGUCCAGCAGGCAGGAGCAUGCUUGGAAGGGCAGCUCAGAGUCUGUAUUGCUUUGAGAGCAAGUUCCAAAAUCCUGCAAAGAUAUUUAACAAAGCCCUUUUGUGAUCCACUGGCAUCCUCCCAUGGUGGGGACCUGGAGCCUAUGAGCCUAUAUAUACACAUGUAUAACUCAGUGUGACUGUAUAUAUGCAUUUAUGCACAAAUAUGUGUGUGCAUAUGUGUGUGUGUGUGUGUGUGUGUGUGUGUGUGUGUGUGUGUGUGUGUCCAGUUUGGGGAGAUGCAUUAAGAAAAUCUUCUAUUUAAUGAAAUAGUGAUAAAGAAACCAGCAAUUCUACCAAGAACCAGUGCUCCUCCAGAUCAAGCCCCUUCCAUUUUUCAUGCUUUGUAAAGGAUUUAAUUUGCUUCCAACUUAAUUUAAUUCAAUUCCUUUCUUUUUCUCUUUCCUUUUCCUUUUUUGUUUUUACAAAGCAAGACUUACUUCCCAUGUGAAUCAAGUCAUUGACCUUCCAAACAUUUUCUCAUUGUGAAAAAUGGAAUCUGAGUUGUCCCAUUCUUUUAGAAACACAAACCAAUUUUUAACCUCAUUUUCUUUUCAAAUUACAGUCUAUGAGGUACUGUUAGGCAUUGCUUUAUGUUCCUUUUAACUAGUGUAGUUAAAUCAAAAUGUUGAGUUCAGAUUUCAGCACAGCUGGAUUUUUUUUGGUCAUUACUGGCCUUUGCUGUGAACACAAAGAAUCCUCUUUAUUUACUUUGCCUUUUUUUUAAGCUAUUCUGUACUAUUAUUUUUAACCAUUUGAACUGUUUAUUUAAUAUUUAUUCUACAGUUUAUAUUGAAGAUGUAAAGUUUAUAUUUAAAACAACACUGUUUGUUAGUGAAUGCUUCUCUUUGCCUCCCCAGCCUAGUCUGUUAGUCUCAGUGUACAUUUCUGGCAUGGGAAUAUUUUGAUAUUAGGAGUUUUGUAGCCUUUUCUCCCUCAAGCAGCAACUGAUGUAGAUCUAAGGUCAGCACCUGACCCAGCCCAGGUCGCUCGAGCUUCGCUCCCUCCAUUUGUUGGCUUCUCUGCAGCCCCUCCUGUGUCCCACCCUGCCACCCACAGACUGCCUUGUACAGUUCCUACACAUCAAAAAGCCCUUUCUACAGUAGGUGGGUUCUGGUCUUUUUAUACUUUUCUCAAUGCUGUUGAUGUCUGUUACUGUUCAAUGUGUAGAUCUGUAAGGAGAAAUCCAAAUAUUUCGUGUUUCAGUUCGAUGUCCCUACUGUAGAUGGAUGUAGACUAUCAUAGUAAGUAGAACUGCAUAGUAAAUUCUGAAUGCUUUUUCCAUAAGGAGUUAAGUGGAAUGUGAGCAUUUUGCUACCUUUGGUUAACUGUAAAUGCUUAACUGUAGUCUGAAAUAGUUGCAUUUUUGUCUGUCUCAAUAAAUUUUAAUUUGUCUGCGA
This is a messenger RNA of Melospiza georgiana, 5916 nucleotides long. RefSeq names its product SPARC (osteonectin), cwcv and kazal like domains proteoglycan 1 (gene SPOCK1). Gene Ontology annotation, molecular function: calcium ion binding; protein binding. Lineage: Eukaryota; Metazoa; Chordata; Aves; Passeriformes; Passerellidae. The record is from RefSeq and is a predicted model, not a curated record. The coding region runs from base 276 to 1583 and encodes 435 amino acids. The transcript is spliced from 11 exons.